CUGCCCCUUUUUUACAGCACAAAAAUGGCUAUCGGUAACCUUGCUAAUAGAUUCGGUAUCCCAGUCCUUAUUCCGGGUGGCAGAUUCAAUGCCCGUAUGCUCCGUGACCAUUUCAAGAGGCAGCAGUCCGCCGAGCACGAAGUCACCGUCAACGCUUUGAGAUACAUCUCCAGAAACACAACCUUGCCACCAAGAGCUAGAAUCGAGGCCCAGUUGCAAAUGGCAGCUAUGCCAAACUACACCAAAAUUAUGAGCACCAAAAACAGAUGUACCCUUUCUGGCCGCGGUCGCGCCGUUUUCCGUGCCUUCAGGUUGAACAGAUUCACUUUCAGACAGUUGGCCAGAGCCGGUAAGCUUUCCGGUGUUAUCAGAGCUAUGUGGUAGACCGCCCAGCUUUACAGGUUGGAUCACCACACAUUUCCCCAUGUUAUCUCAGCCUGGCUAUAUAGCUUUGGCUAGCUGCGAUCGGUCUGUGAAGAGAUACUGCCAUCGCUUGGGCGUUACAUCUAUUCUCCCUUUCCGCUCCCUUUGAUGACACCCGUCAAAUUUGUACAUAUUUAGGACAUAUCCGUAUCUAUGGGUAUUAAUCACAUCUGCUUAUACUAGAAACACACACGCAUUGUAUGAAACAGACACGAUUUAGGUAAUGGAU
Messenger RNA from Babjeviella inositovora NRRL Y-12698, 652 nucleotides. RefSeq names its product mitochondrial 37S ribosomal uS14m domain-containing protein (gene MRP2). Bases 25 to 384 code for a protein of 119 amino acids. NCBI's taxonomy places the organism in Eukaryota, Fungi, Ascomycota, Pichiomycetes, Serinales. Gene Ontology annotation, cellular component: ribosome; mitochondrial small ribosomal subunit. The record is from RefSeq and is a predicted model, not a curated record. Gene Ontology annotation, molecular function: structural constituent of ribosome. Gene Ontology annotation, biological process: translation. The transcript has 2 exons.